AUGACGCUAACUCUAGGCCUGGGACUAUUGGCGAUAAAAGUGUUUAACAUUCAGGAGGAAAUACGCAAAAUCCAAAGAGAAGACGACUCUCAUUUACCAGAGGAACUGGUCAUCCCCUUCUACAAUGAAACUCUUCCAGAGAGAAGCUUUUACAGAAAGAACACCAGAGAUGAAGAAACAUUGAUCGAAAGCUUAGAAGAGGAAAUCAACACCAUUAGGGUCAGCAACCACAAUUUAUUGAUGAGGAUGAACAAUAUCACACUGGCUGCAGGGCGACUUGGAAUCAAAGGAGAACCUGGUCCUCCAGGAGGAAAAGGUGAGAAGGGAGACAUGGGUCUACGAGGACCAGCUGGAAGCAAAGGAGAACCAGGGUCAAAGGGUAUUGGAUUUCCUGGGGAGAAAGGAGAGAAGGGGAUACCUGGAGGAGUAGGAGCUCCAGGUGCCAAGGGAGACAAGGGAGAAGCAGGUUUUAGAGGACCACCGGGUGAAGAUGGAAGUGAAGGGGACAGGGGCCUUGCUGGUCCAAAAGGUGAACCAGGAAUGAAAGGGGGUAGGGGGCCUACAGGUCUUCAAGGAAGUAAAGGUGAAGUGGGUAAGAAGGGAGAGAUGGGCCCCAAAGGAUCAAUUGGUGUUCCUGGAAACAAGGGAGAUGCAGGUAGAGUGGGUGCACCAGGGCUUCCAGGACAGAAAGGAGAGGCAGGCAUUCCAGGACCAAAGGGAGAACAGGGAGAUUCAGGGUUUAGAGGCCAACAUGGAGAAAGUAGUGGGCAUUUUGGCAUUCAAGGUCCAAAAGGUGAACCAGGAAUGAAAGGAUCCAAAGGAGACAUGGGACCUAGAGGACUUCCAGGGAACAAAGGUGACAGGGGUGAACCAGCGGAACGCAACUCCAACCCCAAGAUAAGGCUCGUUGGAACAGCUAAGGAGGGCCGUGUCGAAAUUAUGUACAAAGGGAAGUGGGGAACAAUAUGUGAUGAUAAAUGGGACAAAAAAGAUGGAACCGUGGUCUGCAAAAUGCUGGGAUAUAGUCAUGCACUUCGCACCAUGAAGGCAUCCCCAGGUUCUGAUCAAAUUUGGCUUGAUGACGUGGAGUGCAGUGGAACAGAAGCCUCCAUUUUUGACUGUGAAAAACGCGACUGGGGGCAGCAUGACUGCACCCACGUGGAAGAUGCUGGUGUGGAAUGUGCCUAA
This is a messenger RNA of Terrapene triunguis (Three-toed box turtle), 1188 nucleotides long. It is a transcript of the gene MARCO, whose product is annotated as macrophage receptor with collagenous structure. Lineage: Eukaryota; Metazoa; Chordata; Testudines; Emydidae. The transcript is spliced from 14 exons. Bases 1 to 1188 code for a protein of 395 amino acids. Gene Ontology annotation, cellular component: membrane. The record is from RefSeq and is a predicted model, not a curated record.